AGCCAAUAUGAAAUAAGCCAACCCCAGACUCUUCUCAUCGCCAACGCCGAAUGAACAUGGACCGUGUUAUUCAGGAUUCCGACGAGGAAGAGGACGACGCCCUGUCCGACGAUGUGCCCACCUCUGUCGACGCGGGCCAGCAACAAUGCCCGAGCGAGCAGCGCACGUUGUCGUCGAUUUCAGCACGCGGGGACCACGACGAAGUGCACGAGGUGCUCAUUCCUGGCAAGGUUGGGAGCCAGGCCGAGGAAACGCCAGGUGCACCUGUCGAGGUGCCGCUAGGUGUCAAUUUUGACGACUUUCUCCAGUCGCAGGACACGGCCGGGGGCCGCUUAUCUUCGUCGCAGCAGAGGAGGGAAGAUAGAUGGAUUCCGGCCGAGGUUGGGCAUGGGUCUAUCGGCUCGGUCAUGACUGAGAUCGGACUCGCUCAAAGACGACUCUUCGAUGACGAUGACGCGGCAUUUAGCGUCCAGAACCUCAUCGCCGCGCCGACGACAAUGGACAUAGUUCGCACCAGCUACUCCAUGAACACUGGCCACGGGGUAUAUGGAAACAUGGCCCGGUUAGGUGACGAGCUCGGCAAUGAAGAGAACUGGCACAAUCACUCGGAACGCCAGACAAUGCCCCUGGAGGUUCGGGAAGAAGGAAAUUUAGCUCUCCAAACAGAUCAGGAGGACAUCAAUGUUCAGACCUCAAUGGAUUCAGGUUGUCAGGUAAUGCAGCCUCAUACGGACACCAAUCGAGCCUUGAAUUGCGGAAUAAUGUCGAGUCAUGAAAACACAUCCUAUAACUUUUUCGAUUCAGUGAUGAGCCAUCCAGCAGAUAGUGCACCUGGCGAGUUCCUCGUCUCAACCAGAUUCCACAAUGAUGACCAGCUACCUGAGUUGCACCGGACACCUCUCCGAUCAAAGUCGCUACAGGGGACGCUAUACUCUCCACACGACACCGAGCCUAUUUCUUCCGUCCUCUCGCCCAGAUCGAGCCGAGUGAAAAGCGAUAAUCUCGCUUUGAGCAUGCAGCAAGCGUCCCAGCAGAGUACUGGCGAUGAGCUCGCAGGCUCUGUGACUGUUGAGCUGCCACCAAUGAAGAAGAAGAGAGGGCGUCCAAAAAAGCAGGUCGUGAUGCAAGACGAAGAUGACGAGCUUGCCAACUCGCCUGUUGGUCAAGAUUUGGCCAAACCGGAAAAGUCCACCCCUGGGGGGCCAUCUGAAACCUUUCAGGAACAAACAGACCACAGCGACGAUAUAGUCAUGGUCCCGAUUGAUAAAAAUACUGUCAGUCAUGGUGGAGACCACGAGACUCCUCCGUCUGCUGCAAAAGACUCAAAACUUGGCGUCGUGAUUCAAGCGCAGGAUCCCUAUUUGGCAGAAGCUGAUCGCAAGGAGUCGAAAAACCUCAAGGCCAAGGAACCCAAGAAGAAGAAACUUAAACGAGGGAAAACAACCUCCGCUAUCCAGACCAAGUCACACGAAUCCGAUGUCGAGGGCGACGUUAUAUGGGUGAACGAGAAAUCUGGUUCCGGGAAGCUUGACAGUCAGGAAGGAGUGUCUCCUUUCGACAAGUCCACCAUAACUAAUAUGAAUGAGACCCUUCUAAGUAUUCCCAAAGCGGAGUCCAACGCAGAAGAAGCUGCACAGAAGCCGAGCAAACUCGUACAAGCUGCGCCUAAGAAACGCGGCCGGAAAAGAAAGAAAACAGACGAGCAAUUGGACGAGGAGCAACAGCAGCCUACAACAAGCCCGAACGAGCUUCUCGACAAGGCACAGACAGAUCCCAGCUUCCCCGACCUCCUCAAGGACGACUCAAAAAACACGAUUAACAACCAGAUGAUCUCCGAAGAAGAUCAUCCCGACACUCACACUAUCGCUGUUCCCCCCGAGGAGCAGGAACAAGAACAACCAGCAGAGAUGAACGCCCUCAAAACGCCCCAAAAGCAGACACCUAACCCCCCGGGCUCGGGAAGAGACCCACGCAAAGGUCCAGACAAGCACAGCCCCAUUUCAGGGACGAGCAAGGUGCCCUUCCGCGUCGGUCUCAGUCGUCGCGCACGUAUCGCGCCGCUACUGAGAGUUGUCCGGAAGUGAUCAUCCGAACGAGAACCACGAGGUCAAAUGGGAAUAUAAUGAUAAAUUGCUGCUGGGCGUUUUUCUUCGGGCUUGCUGGACUUGCCUUGUCGGGUGCUCCGGAUCUUCGAUGCAGAAUGAUUACGAUUUCAUUGAUUUGCCUGCGAUUCUCUAAUGACUCGGUAUUCUAGUUCAACUAAUAGACGGCUAUAUGACCUGUUUCUUUUGCUGUUACAUCAAAGAGCCCAUGUUCAUGGAUCAUUUGUCGAAAAAUGUAUGCUUUGAGGUGCUGCUGUAUUUCUUUUAUACGCAUCUAUUUUUCCGAAGUCCUUACGAAAACUACAAUGAUGACUCGACGUGGAUAA
Penicilliopsis zonata CBS 506.65 is the source of this 2428-nucleotide messenger RNA. RefSeq lists its product as hypothetical. The record is from RefSeq and is a predicted model, not a curated record. The transcript has 2 exons. NCBI's taxonomy places the organism in Eukaryota, Fungi, Ascomycota, Eurotiomycetes, Eurotiales, Aspergillaceae. Bases 57 to 2084 code for a protein of 675 amino acids.